AUGGACGCCAACGCGUUAGCGUCCAUUCACGCGGUGGCGGGGCACAAAAUAUGUUCGAGAAAAAAAAGUGCCAUCCCAACGGAGCUGGGGAGCCUGGCAGCAGUGCAAAAGCUUUACCUCGGGUGCAACCAGUUGAGCGGCCCCAUCCCGCGGGAGCUCGGGAACCUCGCAGCGCUACACGACCUCAGCCUUGGAAACAACGAGCUAAGCGGUGCGAUCCCUGCGCAGCUCGGCGCUCUCACUACGCUCAUGGUGCUCAACCUGUCCGACAACGAGUUAGAUGGCCCCAUUCCGCCGGAGCUGGGGAACCUUGCGGCACUGAAGGAGCUCUCCCUUUCGAGUAACCAGCUCAGCGUUUUGAAGCCUUGA
Ectocarpus siliculosus is the source of this 369-nucleotide messenger RNA. NCBI's taxonomy places the organism in Eukaryota, Phaeophyceae, Ectocarpales, Ectocarpaceae. The record is from the annotation of a GenBank genome assembly.